Messenger RNA from Pimephales promelas (fathead minnow), 385 nucleotides. NCBI's taxonomy places the organism in Eukaryota, Metazoa, Chordata, Actinopteri, Cypriniformes, Leuciscidae. The record is from RefSeq and is a predicted model, not a curated record.
UUUUCUCUCUUUAGGCUGCCACAUCAUCGCCCCUUCUGAUAUGAUGGAUGGACGAAUUGCAGCCAUUAAGCAAGCACUAAUCAGUAAUGAUCUUGGCAACAAGGUGUCAGUGCUGAGCUACAGUGCUAAAUUUGCCUCCUGCUACUAUGGACCAUUCAGGGAUGCUGCCCAGUCUAAACCUGCUUUUGGAGACAGACGAUGCUAUCAGCUUCCCCCUGGUGCCAGAGGACUAGCACUGCGGGCCUGUGACCGGGAUGUGAAAGAAGGUGCUGACAUGCUGAUGGUGAAACCUGGAUUACCAUACCUUGAUAUUGUGAGAGAGGUCAAGAAUAAGGUAAUAACUGUAGAGUCAGUGUUAUUAUAUUUCUGAAUUGUGAGUCCUUGU